AUGGUGAAAGUUCUUCUGACCGGCGGCAGCGGCUUCAUCGCGGCCCAUAUUAUUGAUAUCCUACUUGAACAUGGCUUCGAUACUGUGGUUACUGUUCGUUCGGAUGAAAAGGGACAGCGAAUUCUCGGUGCCCACCCGUCUACUCCCAAAGAGAAGCUUUCCUAUGUGAUUGUGAAGGAUAUAGCUCAAGAUGGAGCAUUUGAUGAGGCCGUCAAAUCGGACCCGCCAUUCGACUAUGUUUUGCACACUGCAUCCCCAUUCCAUAAUAAUGUUCAGGACCCUGUCAGGGACUUCCUCGAUCCCGCUAUAAAGGGAACUACCAGCAUCUUGAAAGCCGUCAAGGCCCACGCACCCAGUGUCAAGCGAGUUGUCGUUACUUCGUCCUUCGCCGCCAUUUUGAACUCCAAGCAGCACCCGAAGCUUUAUAAUGAAACAGUCUGGAACCCUGUUACUUGGGAGGAGGCUUUGCACCCCUCUCAAACUUACUUGGCUAGCAAGACUUUUGCUGAGAAGGCUGCUUGGGAUUUUGUGGAAAAGGAGAAGCCCAGCUUCGACCUUGCAACUGUGAACCCUCCAAUGGUAUUUGGCCCUAUUGUUCACUAUUUGAACUCUCUAGAUGCCGUCAAUACCUCCAACCAGCGUUUCCGUGAUCUCAUCCAGGGCAAGAUGAAGGAACAAAUCGCUCCUACCGAAGUCAUCAUAUGGGUGGAUGUUCGUGAUAUUGCGCUUGCACAUGUCCGAGCUAUCGAGGUGCCCGAGGCUGGAGGCCAGCGCUUCUUCAUUACCGCUGGUCACUACAACAACAAGCAAAUUGUCGAGCUUGCCCGCGAGACGCAUCCAGAGCUCGGUUCCAAACUUCCUCCCCAGGACGUGGAAGGAGAUUUCCCUAACCCUGAGUCCGUCUUUGACAUUGACAACAAGAAGUCAGUGGAGGUAUUGGGCCUGAAGUAUCGGCCACUGAGCCAAACCGUCAAGGAUACGAUUGACUCUUUGUUGGCAGUUGGUGCUUAA
This is a messenger RNA of Penicillium taxi, 1011 nucleotides long. Its product is annotated as SDR family oxidoreductase. Gene Ontology annotation, molecular function: oxidoreductase activity, acting on the CH-OH group of donors, NAD or NADP as acceptor. The coding region runs from base 1 to 1011 and encodes 336 amino acids. The transcript is spliced from 5 exons. NCBI's taxonomy places the organism in Eukaryota, Fungi, Ascomycota, Eurotiomycetes, Eurotiales, Aspergillaceae. The record is from RefSeq and is a predicted model, not a curated record.